This is a messenger RNA of Tachysurus vachellii, 1339 nucleotides long. Its product is annotated as immunoglobulin lambda-1 light chain-like. The record is from RefSeq and is a predicted model, not a curated record. The transcript has 5 exons. NCBI's taxonomy places the organism in Eukaryota, Metazoa, Chordata, Actinopteri, Siluriformes, Bagridae. The coding region runs from base 472 to 1194 and encodes 240 amino acids.
AAUUCAGUAUAAUCUGGAGUCAGAUAUUCAUGUAAUAAAGGACCUCCAGAAGAACAUUCAUCCUUCUCCCAGUCCAGAUAAUACACUGAACUGUAUGGUCCUGUCAGUCUCUAUAGUUUAACACUGACUCAUCGUACAUCACGGACGGAGAAACACACUCAGGAAACACCUGCUGCUCCUCACGCUGACAUCUUAGAUUCAUGUAAAUGAUGAACUUCUUCUCUGAAAUGUAGAGGAACACGUUCUGCAUGUUACUGACUGAUUUCAUCAACAGAAACUGUGUCAUUGUAACGAUCACUUUGAGAUCAGAUCAUGAAUAAAGAGUGUUUAUAAGAAGAAGACGGUGUGUGUCAGAGUGUUGAUGGUGUGUUAAUAAUAACAGUGAGCACGUCCCUGCAGUCUCUCCUUUAUCUGCUCGUCACGCCGCUCAUCUCUUCACUCAGCACCAGAGUCCCAUCACACACGGACACCAUGCUGCCAGCGCUCUGCUCUCUCUUCACUGCUCUCUCAUGUGUCAGUGGUGUGACUGUGGUGACACAGAAGCCUCCUGUUCUCACACUGACUGCAGGACAGACGGCCAACAUGGACUGUAACCUGGGGACUGUCACUAAUGAUGCUGCAUACUGGUACAAACAGGUUCCUGGAGGAGUUCCUCAGCAUGUAAUAAGGCAUUAUCAUGGCUGGAGCUCUCCUAGCUAUGGAUCUGGUUUCUCGUCUCCUAAAUUUACAUCAACAUGUUCAUCUAAAUCAGACUGUAAGAUAAUAAUCAGUAAUGUGGAGGUGGGAGACUCAGCAGUGUAUUACUGUAAGACAUGGGACGGCUCUGCUAAAGAGAACGUAUUCGGCCAAGGAACAAAGCUGAUCGUCAGCGACGCUGCUCUCCCGUCUCCUGUUCUGAAGGUUCUCCCUCCGUCCACUGAAGAGCUGAAGACUAAUAAAGCCACUCUAGUGUGUUUGGCCAGCGACAUGUCUGUGGGUUUCGCUGACGUGAGUUGGCUCGUGGACGGGAAAUCGGUCACCAGUGGAGUCAUCACCGGCUCUGCACAGCAGCAGGACAAUAAGAAGUUCACACUGAGCAGCUAUUUGACCAUCGACAGCUCCGAGUGGGACAACGACAAAGUCAUAACGUGUGAAGUGUCUGCUGGAGGAAAAGCCGCAUCGGUGAAGAUUAACAAGUCUGAAUGCAGUGAAUGAACCAGAUUAUUGCUUUAUACAUAUAUAAAUGUUUCAGCAAUGUUUUUUAGAUGUUCUAGCUGAAUGUGUAGAAAAAUAAAGGAUAUAAACUCCUGCAUGUAAUCAAAAUAGAAGCGUAAUUAAAGUGCAGUCCUGAAAAAGAAAA